CUCAGCCCUCCCCUUACUGAAGAGCUCCAGCCUAAAGGUUUGCCAAAAAAUAAACCCAGCACAGCAUUAACAGAAAGCCUUGUUUGUUGGUUAGUUUUUUCAGAACACCUGCAGCAGACAGGAAUUCCAUCUGGAUCUCAAGACAAAGUUUCGGUUCCCGAUUCUGGACCAGAAAUGGCUGAACCUCAGGUGGCUGUGUCUCCUGUGGUAACAUCAAAGUUGUCUGUUAAAGCACCAGAGUUUUAUCCAUCAGGAUACAACCAGAACUUCAAUCAGAACUUUGCAGAUUCUUCCUUUGAAGAUAGAUACGAUGGCUAUCUGACUUUGGCAGAAUAUGUACAAGACUUCCUAAAUCACCUCACUGAACAACCAGGGUGUUUUGAAACUGAAAUAGAGCAGUUUGCUGAAAUGUUGAAUGGCUGGGUCGCUGCAGAUGAAGCUUUACAAGAACUUGUUGAACUCAUCUAUCAGCAGGCCACAUCUGUCCCGAAUUUUUCAUACAUGGGAGCACGGUUGUGUAACUAUCUAUCUCACCAUCUAACUAUUAGUCCACAAAGUGGGAACUUCCGACAGUUGUUACUUCAAAGAUGUCGAACAGAGUAUGAAAACAGAGAUGAAGCUACCAAAGGGGAUGAGACUACUCGAAAACAAUUUCAUGCAUUUGUGCUGUUCUUAGCUGAACUUUACCUUAACUUAGAGAUUAAAGGAACAAAGGGACAGGUAACACGAGCAGAAAUUCUUCAAGAAGGCCUUCGGGAGUUACUAAAUGCACUCUUCUCUAAUCCCGUGGACAGUAAUUUGAUAUGUGCAGUGAAACUGCUGAAGUUGACAGGCUCAGUUUUAGAAGAUGCCUGGAAGGAAAAAGGAAAGAAUGAUAUGGAGGAAAUGAUUCAGAGAAUCGAAAAUGUUGUGUUGGAUGCAAACUGUAGCAGGUGA
Messenger RNA from Apaloderma vittatum (bar-tailed trogon), 936 nucleotides. RefSeq names its product poly(A) binding protein interacting protein 1 (gene PAIP1). Lineage: Eukaryota; Metazoa; Chordata; Aves; Trogoniformes; Trogonidae. Bases 175 to 936 code for a protein of 253 amino acids. Gene Ontology annotation, molecular function: protein binding; translation activator activity; RNA binding. The transcript has 7 exons. The record is from RefSeq and is a predicted model, not a curated record. Gene Ontology annotation, biological process: regulation of translational initiation.